This is a messenger RNA of Penicillium odoratum, 1335 nucleotides long. RefSeq names its product phosphatase PAP2 family protein. Gene Ontology annotation, biological process: phospholipid metabolic process. The transcript is spliced from 5 exons. Lineage: Eukaryota; Fungi; Ascomycota; Eurotiomycetes; Eurotiales; Aspergillaceae. The record is from RefSeq and is a predicted model, not a curated record. The coding region runs from base 1 to 1335 and encodes 444 amino acids. Gene Ontology annotation, molecular function: phosphatidate phosphatase activity.
AUGGAGAUUCCGGCCAAAUUGCCGUUCUCCAAGCGACGGCUACGACCACGCGUAGUGAUCUCCUACAUCUUCGACUAUGUGAUAUUAAUUGCCUGUGUCAUCGGCUUCUGGAUCCUCGACUCCCUCGAACCCUACCACCAACACUUCUCCCUCCGCAACAUCUCCCUCCAAUACCCGUACGCCGUCCACGAGCGCAUUCCCAUCCAAUAUGCUCUUUGCAUUUCUGGCCUCUUUCCACUCGUCCUGAUCAUUACCUAUACUCUCUUCAUCGAUGGACUGUUCUCGCACCACAAGCCCCUGGACCCGUCGUCCGGGAAGCGCAAGCUGCGCGGUCCGUGGCGCUGGAAGGAUCGCUUGUGGGAAAUGAACUGCGGGAUCCUCGGUCUCCUGCUGUCACAGGCAUUGGCCUUCCUCAUCACACAAGUGCUGAAAAAUGCAUGUGGAAAACCUCGCCCGGACUUGAUCGACCGGUGCCAGCCGCGCGAUGGGAGCCAAGACAUGCUGCCAUACGGUCUGUCCAAUUCGACGAUCUGCACGGGAGAGGCGGCCUUGAUCAAGGAUGGGUUUCGGUCCUGGCCAUCAGGUCAUAGCAGUUCCUCCUUCGCGGGCUUGUUCUACACAUCCCUGUGGCUGGGCGGCAAGUUCCACAUCAUGGACAACAGAGGUGAAACUUGGAAGACCCUACUAGUCACCAUCCCAAUCCUUGCCGCAACCCUUGUUGCCGUGUCUCGCAUCAUGGACGCCCGCCACCACCCAUUCGAUGUUAUCACCGGAUCCCUCCUCGGUGUCGCCUGCGCAAUGGUCUCUUACCGACAAUACUUCCCUCCGAUCACCGAGCCCUGGCGCAAAGGCCGGGCCUACCCGAUCCGCACCUGGGGCACCGAGCCAGCCGCCCCCAUCGACGCGAAGUUCAGCGCGCUAGAUGACAGCACGACUGCUCUACGGAAUCCCGAGACCGAACGCUUAAAUGGAGACAGUUUGCGCGGGCGAUCUACUUCCCCUCGUCAAAAUAUUCCUGGCGCAUCGGGCUACGCUCCCGGAAAUGCUUACACGUCACGAGUUUAUCCUCGGCGCGCGCACGAUCAUGACCCGGAUGGAAACUGGUCUUCAAGUGAAGAUGAUGUUGGUAAUGGGUAUGAGAUGCAAACUGGAUAUGCAACGACGCAGAUCCCGGGGGUUGGUCGCAAUUCCUUUGAUGCCAAUACCGCGUAUAAUUCCAAUCCAUAUCAGUCCCAAGUUCAUGCGGCGCCGGUUGUUAGUCCACCUCCGGGAGUCGUUGUUAGCCAUGAUCAUCUAGCGCGACCAUUGACUGAUGCGCCCGGUCGGGAGGUAUAA